Rotaria sp. Silwood1 is the source of this 1683-nucleotide messenger RNA. The record is from the annotation of a GenBank genome assembly. NCBI's taxonomy places the organism in Eukaryota, Metazoa, Rotifera, Eurotatoria, Philodinida, Philodinidae.
ACCCACACCCACACCCCACCCACACCCUGAAAGGAGUCUUCACUGAGAUUGAAUCCAUUUGCCAUUCGCUCAAACAAGAUUCUGAACAAUGUGACAGCAAUUUAAUACCGAUCAGUAUCUUCACUGCAACCAAUUCGUCGAACACAAACUUGAACGAGCUCGAUCAAUCAUUCAUGUAUUCGCAACUUCUCAAAGAGAUUAUUCUCGAACUAAAGUAUGAGAUCAAUUCAAAAAAGGAACUGGUCAAUUUUUGCCGAAUUCAAUAUCGUGGUAAUUCUAGUGAAUUAAAGAUUGUCGACGAAUUCGAAGAACACGAUGAAGAUCAUUCGCCUAUCUGGUGGUAUACUCGCGAAUGUUUCACUUAUUCUAUGUUGAACAAAGCACUUCGCACUCAAGACAUUGGAAUUAUUAUUAAAAUGGGGUUUUUCAUACGCGGUCUACAUGUACAAAUCGAACAAAUUUAUUUGACGUGCAAUAAACAGUAUUUGCUGACGGUUUACCGUGGUCAAGGGAUGUUACAUGAUGAAUUCGAAAAGAUUAGAAAGAGUAAAGGCAGUCUACUUUCUUUCAACAAUUUCUUAUCGACAAGCACUGAUCGACAAAUCUCUCUACAAUUUGCUAAAAUGGCACAAUACAAUUCGACUUUGACGGCGAUUCUUUUUCAAAUAGAAAUCAAUCCUACGCUCACUUCGACUCCUUUUGCUCAGUUAAACAAUAUUAGUUAUUAUGCAGACUCAGAAAAAGAGGUACUCUUCUCUAUGCAUACCGUGUUUCGCAUAGGUGACAUUGAACAGAUGGAAAACGGACUGUGGCAAAUAACAUUGGUAUCGACUGAUAAUAAUGAUCAGCAAUUGAAGCUUCUCACCGAACGCUUAAGAACAGAGAUCGGAUCGGGAACAGGAUGGCACCGAUUGAGUCAAUUAAUCAUUAAGAUGGGCGAGUUCAAUAAGGCCGAAGAAGUCUUCCAAGCAUUACUCGAUGGAGCAUCUGAAGACGGUGCGCGAACAAAGGCUGUGUGUCAUCACCAACUUGGAUAUGUUAAUGACGAAAAGGGCGAUCUAACAAAGACUCUUUUUCAUUACAGACAAUCUCUCGACAUUAGUCUGACCUAUCUAUCUCCCGAUGAUCCUUCACUUGCUUCGACGUAUUCAAAUAUUGGGAGUAUAUACAAAAAACAACGAUCUUAACGCAGCUCUUGAAUGUUUCCAGCGAGCGCUCAACAUCGAUCUUCAUGUCUCUGAACCUGAUAAGCUUCAGAUCGCUACUCAUUACAAUAACAUUGGUCUUGUGUUGAAACAACAAGAUAAAUAUGAUGAAGCACUAAAAAAUUAUGAACGUGCACUAGAAAUCAAACUCGCUCAUCUUUCACCACGUCAUCCAUCAUUGGCUACUGCUUACAGCAAUAUCAGCGGAAUUUAUCAAUCAAGAAAAGACUAUUCAAAGGCGCUCUCAUUUCUUGAGAAGACUCUUGAAAUCAAACAGAAAUCGCUUCCACCCGAUCAUCCAUCGUUAAUCGCAACGCAUCACAACAUAGCAACAGCAUUGGAUGGUCUCCAUCGAUCUGAGGAAGCUGUUCAACAUGCGCAGCAUGCAGUUGAUAUUGCACGACGUGCAUUUGGAACUGAUCAUUUGGAAGUAAAAGACACUCAAGAAUAUCUUGAUGAACUUCGUCAAAAACUCUGA